Molecule: messenger RNA, 1316 nt
Organism: Gastrolobium bilobum
Lineage: Eukaryota; Viridiplantae; Streptophyta; Magnoliopsida; Fabales; Fabaceae
Product: E3 ubiquitin-protein ligase SDIR1
Exons: 9
Coding region: 301-1122 (273 amino acids)
Source: RefSeq, a predicted model, not a curated record
CGUGGCGGGAUUAUCAUACACCACUGGUUUGUCUUUUUUGUUUAACAAAAAUCAAAAAAGGGGAAAAAAAAAUCACCGAUUCUCGGUUUCCGUGAUCUUCUACCUCGAAUCGAAUCGAUAGGUACAACAAAAGAAGAUCCAAUCCAACGUUUAUUUUUCGAUCGAAAUCUAAAAGCUGUUUCUGAUCACUGCCUCAAUCGGAUUCAGCUGUUGUUCCUCAUCAAUUUCCAAUACUGGAAGGUUUGAUUCUGGUCUAGCAACCCAUGAAGUUUUGAUUCAAAUUUCGAAAUAUAUAGAGCCAUGAGUUUUGUUUUUCGAGGAACAAGAGCAGAUAUGGAAAAUGGGUUUCCUGGAUUUAUACAUGAGAGGCGUGCAUUGCGUGUUCAUACAGCACGUCCUAGUAAUUCCAAUUCACUCACUUUUCUUGUGACAGUUCUCCUGUUAUUCAUGAUACUGAACUCUCACCAAAUGUCACCAAAUUUUCUGCUUUGGCUGGUGCUUGGUGUUUUCUUGAUGGCUACAAUGCUAAGGAUGUAUGCAACAUGUCAACAGCUUCAAGCGCAGGCCCAAGCUCAUGCGGCAGCAGCCAGUGGCCUUCUUGGCCACACGGAACUGCGGUUGCAUAUGCCACCAUCAAUAGCACUCACAAGCCGAGGGCGUCUGCAGGGUCUCAGACUUCAGCUUGCACUUCUUGAUCGGGAGUUUGAUGAUCUAGAUUAUGAAACGUUAAGAGCUCUGGAUUCAGAUAAUGUUUCUGCUUCACCUUCUAUGACUGAAGAAGAGAUAAAUGCUCUUCCCGUCCACAAAUACAAGGUUUCUGGUCCCCAAAGCAGUAUUUCCUCAAUGCCACAAGCUUCAUCUUCCACUUCUGCUGAGAAGAAGCAAGAUAAUUCGAAUGCAGUUGGAAGCAUCAAAGCCUCUGAUGAUGAGCUCACUUGCAGUGUAUGCUUGGAGCAAGUUAAUGUUGGAGACGUACUGCGUAGCUUGCCCUGCUUGCAUCAGUUUCACGCUAAUUGCAUUGAUCCCUGGCUGCGGCAACAAGGGACUUGCCCUGUCUGUAAAUUCCGAGCAGGAUCCGGGUGGAAUGACAGUGGACAUAAUGAUAUCGCUGACAUGGUUUGAAUGGUCUAAAACUUAUGUAUGGACGUGUGAUUAUAAUCUACUAUAACUGUAACUUACUCUCAUCAUGUAUGUAAGCUAGUGGCUUAUGACUAGUAUUCGUGUAAUUACCCUGACUUAGUGAUAUGAGGAAUACCGUAUAACAACUAUAGAAGUUAUAAAAUUUGUUUCCCAUUGAAAUUACGAAGUUUCUUGGG